Molecule: messenger RNA, 1185 nt
Organism: Brugia malayi
Lineage: Eukaryota; Metazoa; Nematoda; Chromadorea; Rhabditida; Onchocercidae
Gene: Bma-gnrr-1
Product: GnHR receptor homolog, putative
Exons: 8
Coding region: 1-1185 (394 amino acids)
Biological process (GO): G protein-coupled receptor signaling pathway
Cellular component (GO): membrane
Molecular function (GO): vasopressin receptor activity; peptide binding
Source: RefSeq, a predicted model, not a curated record
AUGACACUGAACUGCUCAGAUCCUCGGUCGCAUCCGCGGGCAAUAUUAACCUCCAUGCAUUAUUUUACAUUCAUUUGUUAUUCCAUUUGUUUCUGCAUCGCAUUCAUCGGUAAUGGCACAAUGUUCCUUAUUUUGAUCAGGAAUCAGCGUGUCAAAGUUCGCCGAGUACAUACGUUAUUAUUACAUAUGAAUAUUGCACAUCUUAUUGUUACAUUAAUUUAUAUGCCGAAAGAAGUAAUACAUAGCAUAACAGUUGCAUGGUGGGGCAGUGAUUUCUUAUGCAGAAUAUGCAAAUUUUUUGAUAACUUUGGCAACAGUUUAGCGGCUAAUAUGUUGAUAUGUAUAAGUCUUGAUCGAUUUUAUUCAAUAUUUUCACCGCUGUAUACAUUAAAUGCUAAAAAAUCGAUACAAAGGAUGAUUGCUGUCGCCUGGAUUAUCAGUUUCGUGAUAAGUAUUCCAGCGGCUGCCUUAUUCCGUACGUCAUCUCAUCCAUGCGCAAAAUGGUUUAUACAAUGUGUGUCAGGUGAUUUCGUUGGCGCUGUAUCACAUGAUGUUGUUUUUGCUUAUACCAUAGCCAAUCUUACACAGGUUUCUCUAUUGCCGCUUAUAAUAACGGUUAUUUGUUACUCGUUCAUACUAUAUAAAAUCUCUUCUAAAAGUGAAACUAAAGUGCUGAGUACCCGACAAGUGAAUUCGACAAAAUUAAAUUUUAUUGGUAUCUCAACAACGAAGCUGCGAACUUCUGGUGAGACUUAUACACGUGCCAAAAGUAAAACGUUGAAGAUGACAUUUGUCGUGGUAUUUGCAUUUCUGUUGUGUUGGACACCUUAUGCAGUUGCUUCAUUGGUUCAUUUCACUAUAAAACCAAGUCCCAUACCGGCUAUUAUUCGGAAAUUGCUAUACACAUUCGCCGUAUUUAAUUCUGCAAUUUCGCCAUACCUUUAUGGUUAUUUUUCAUUUGAUCUGAAGAGAGAAUUAUUAUUGCUGGUUAAAUGUUCCAAUACGGAUGCAUUCGAGAGAGUACCAGUUAUCAUUCCUAAUUCUGCAGUACCCAAGAGAAGAUUGCUGACGCAAGCAACUAAUUCAUUUCGGCCUUCAUCUGAUGAUCAACCACUUUUAGUUUCAAAAAUAAAAGAAGAAAGGUUUACUACAAGCAAAAGAACUUCAACCGUAAAGAAUCGUUGA